GCUUUAUUAACUUUCUACACUUUUCCUGGACUGGACAACACACCCGCUGUGCAAGUCAUCGCAUUAAGUUCAAGCAGCUUGAAAAUAUUUGUUUUGAAUAUGGCAAGGCUGUCGUUACAAGUGGUCGGGGUGUUUCUGUGCAUGGUUGUCGCCUGCUCGGCGUCUUCAGUCGCAAUUUCCCGGAAGACGAAUAAUCCCAUGACCGCAUGGCUGGGGGUUAGUCAAACGCGGGGGGUGGUCGCCCCAAUUACUCGCUGCGGGGGAGUUGCAACGCCACUCCAAUUGCGCAUUUCAGGCUGUGAAGGAUACUGUCGUUUCCAACCUGGAACGGUGUACGAUUGCGAAAAAGAUUUUAUGCCAAGCUCGCCGGCUACGUCUCUCUCCCUCAGGGUUGAGGUAUGCGCCCGGCCACUGUGUUUUACUAUUUUGACCGCAGAGAUCCCCAACUCAUCGGUGCAGCCAGGUUUCGUCUAUACGGCCAAAUACUCUAUCGUUCCAAAUGACGUCUUCUCCGGACAGACGAUCCAAUUUUACGCGUACAUUUACCACACCGACAGCUCUUUGUUAGAAGUGUGUGUAUCCGCAGAUGUGGAUAUUAAUUGAAUUGAAUUAAAUAAUUGAAUUAAAUUGAAUUGAAUUAAAUAAUUGAAUUGAAUUGAAUUGAAUUAAAUAAUUGAAUUAAAUUGAA
Folsomia candida is the source of this 688-nucleotide messenger RNA. RefSeq lists its product as uncharacterized. The record is from RefSeq and is a predicted model, not a curated record. The transcript is spliced from 3 exons. The coding region runs from base 100 to 603 and encodes 167 amino acids. NCBI's taxonomy places the organism in Eukaryota, Metazoa, Arthropoda, Collembola, Entomobryomorpha, Isotomidae.